UUUUAAUCUUUUUAGCAGAUUUAUUUUACAAAUUUUAAGUUUUUAAUUUUUGUUCCAACAAAUUUAUUCAUAAUUUCAAUUUAAUAUACUUUUUGUUCAAUAUAUCAUUUUAAUGUGUAAAGUAAUUUUGUUUUAAAAUUAUUAUUAAAUAAUAAUAUAGUAAAAAUAUUAUAAAUUAAUGAGAUUUAAUGGAUUAUAAGAAUUCUACCAGUGGAACAUAUUACAGUUUGGAGGUUUUGACUGAGAUAUUCAAGAAUGAGGACGUUUCUUUGACUAUUCAGUCAUACCCGGAAGAAGUUGCAAGACGUGCAGAUGAUGAAAUUCAGAUGUUACUCCAGAACUUUUCUAGAGUGUCAAAGAAGUAUGAGAACACACGUCUGUUUGAUGAACAUAACACACAACUUCUGUUCAAAUAUAAAUUAUUAUCAGAUUAUUACGCAUUAAUGUACAUUUACGCUUCGAAGAAUUUGCAUAGUUACAAGGUAUAUCGCAAGAAUCUGAUUGAUGAAAUCGCAGCAAGUUAUAAUGGGUAUUACGACUUCAUACCCGAAAGUGUUAUUAAUAACCUCUCAGACGUUGAGUUAUCGCAUAUUAGAGAACGCUGCGCUAAGAUUCGAAGCAGUCUUAGAGUAGUUGAUGAUGGGAAGUUCAGUUUAAUUGCAAUCCUAAAGGACAUUGUCUGUGAUGAUCUUUGUGUGCCAAACUCCACAAACCUUAAAUUCUAUCAGAAAAAUACACAAAUGAUUGUUCCAAGUCACAUGAUUGAAAUUCUUAAACCGUGCCAGUGGAUCAAAAUUCUUAAAAUUAAUAUCUAACACAUA
Molecule: messenger RNA, 821 nt
Organism: Theileria parva strain Muguga
Lineage: Eukaryota; Apicomplexa; Aconoidasida; Piroplasmida; Theileriidae
Exons: 1
Coding region: 189-815 (208 amino acids)
Source: RefSeq, a predicted model, not a curated record